Messenger RNA from Alternaria postmessia, 918 nucleotides. RefSeq lists its product as uncharacterized. NCBI's taxonomy places the organism in Eukaryota, Fungi, Ascomycota, Dothideomycetes, Pleosporales, Pleosporaceae. Bases 1 to 918 code for a protein of 305 amino acids. The record is from RefSeq and is a predicted model, not a curated record. The transcript is spliced from 3 exons.
AUGUCUCGGGUCACCCCAACCUCUGACAGCUUCUCAGGGCAAAGCAUCAGAAUAUACGGAGUGCGAGCUCGUGGAACAACAAACACAGCCGGGCGAACGCAGAUCGAGGGAAAACACCAUACCCAAGCUAAUCCUCCCGAAAUCUUCGUCGUGCUCGGAGCCAAAGAGGCUUCGCUCUCCGCAUCAACAUCGUCAUCAUCUCGCACCGUCCGUCCGACCGGAGUGAAAGAACUCGAACAUGCUCCCCGGCUUGACGAAUGCAUUGCGCGGCUGCUCAGUGAGAUGGAGGACGUCAAGGUGCCAUCUCCAAGCUUUCUUACAACGCGUAUUCGGGGUGAAAACAACGAUAGCAACGGCCUCGUUUCAGCACUACGUCUCUAUCCCAUCCAGGAAGUCCUAGUCCGCUAUAUCUCCAUGAAAGAUCUCGAAGCGAUUGCCUGUACGUCUUCAGCACUUUCAAACUCUUUGAACUUAAAAGAGACUAGGCAUUUCUGGAAGUUCAGAUUUAAGAAUGGAAGGGGUGGUAGUUCAUGGAAGCGUGUGAGGCAUGACGCAUACUUCAAGGCUCUCGAAGACAUGCCCGAGCCUCGAAAACGGAAGCUAAGCGGGGACGAAGAGCUUCCUUAUGCACCGCCGUGGCGCCCUCAGUCGCGAGGACCAAAAAGAAUUCAGGUAGCACUUGGACGGCACACUGAGCAGAAUGAGCGUCAGGAAAGGACACCUUGGCCGGAUAUCCCCCGACCUGCCCAAAGUCCCCGUGGCUUAUAUCCUGCUCAUAACCAUGCCUUGGGCCAGUCUUCCAUUUCGCAACAACUAGGUCAGCCGACUGCGCAGCCACCCCAAACUUCAACUCGACCGACGAAGGGCCCUUGUCGUCGACAGCCGGAAGACGACGAAAAUUGGAACGGGGUCAUAUGA